AUGACAAUUCUUUUUGCCAGCCUACACCAAACGGUAACAAUUAUUGUUUGGGUGACUUGCUACUUGACUCUGAGGCCGGAAUCCCAAGAAGCUAUUCGGAAGGAGUCACAAUGUGUCACCAGGCCUAAUGAGACCGGCUACCAAGAGUCUCCUCCCGAAGAAGAAAAGAUGCAAGAGGCGACUGUUGCUGACUCUUUCAUUCGUGAGAUCCUCCGCAUGAAGGGUGACAGCGUGGAUUUAGUACGGGCGGCCAUCCGCGAUGUCGAGCUCGGAGGGUAUCUCAUCCCCAAAGGCUCUAUACUGCUACCCAUCACUUAUCUGUCUUACCGGUCGCCGGACUUCACCUCGCAACCGGACGAAUUUGAUGCGGAGCGUUGGGUUGGAAGUGGGAAUCCGCUGCAACAACGGGGCCAGGAUACCUCGCUUUUGGCCUUGGCCGGUGGCCCUGCCCAGGCCGCAACCUUGCCGUACUUGAUCAAAAGUUGGAUCCUCGCCUUGGUGCGAAGUGGCCGGUUGGAACUCGAGGGCAACAAAUAUGAGAUUAUCGACCCAUACAACAUGGCCAGCGUUGCACCUAAGGGACGUCUCCGGGUGAGACUGUUGUGA
Messenger RNA from Penicillium samsonianum, 606 nucleotides. Its product is annotated as cytochrome P450. The coding region runs from base 1 to 606 and encodes 201 amino acids. The record is from RefSeq and is a predicted model, not a curated record. The transcript has 4 exons. Gene Ontology annotation, molecular function: oxidoreductase activity, acting on paired donors, with incorporation or reduction of molecular oxygen; monooxygenase activity; iron ion binding. NCBI's taxonomy places the organism in Eukaryota, Fungi, Ascomycota, Eurotiomycetes, Eurotiales, Aspergillaceae.